Cheilinus undulatus (humphead wrasse) is the source of this 648-nucleotide messenger RNA. RefSeq names its product osteocrin (gene ostn). The transcript has 5 exons. Gene Ontology annotation, molecular function: signaling receptor binding. The coding region runs from base 119 to 529 and encodes 136 amino acids. Gene Ontology annotation, biological process: hormone-mediated signaling pathway. NCBI's taxonomy places the organism in Eukaryota, Metazoa, Chordata, Actinopteri, Labriformes, Labridae. The record is from RefSeq and is a predicted model, not a curated record.
AUAUCUGUUCCACAGUUUGCUGUGUCAACCCUGGUACUGUCCUGUUCUCUGAAGGCCAUCAUCCUGCCCUGCUCCAGGCCCAUGCCUUAUCUCCAGAUAUCCUCCCAGCUGACUGCAGAUGCAGUUGUGUGGCUGUUUGCUGAUCUCUUGCCUGCUCUCCAUCAUUCUGCUCCACUGCAGCGACGCCUUCAGGCUCCAGCAGCAUCCUCAGCAUGUAGACCGGCUCUUUUCGAGGUCUCCGGGGACUCUUGGGUCUCGACCGAGAGGAAUAAAGGCAGGGGAGGAGUUAACGGCAAAGCUGCUCCGAUUGGACGACCUGGUGAGGAUGGAGAAUGACGUCAUGGAGCCAAAGAGGAAGAGGAGUUUCCCUGGAAACAACGCCCCUCUGGACCGUCUGUCAGUCAGCUCCAUGGAGACCAAACAGACGACGAGCAAGCAGAGCAAGGUGGUCCAGUUGCCACGACGACAAGCCAAUCCGCCUCCCAUUGACAGGAUUGGAAUGAGCCGCCUACCAAAUAGUCGAGGAUAGGCCAUGCCCCCAUUCUCCAAAAGCCUGCCCCCUCUCCACAGCGCCCUCCUCUGGACAGAGGACAGAUGCAUGAAGCACAGCCAAUCACCAGCCGCUGAGCCGCACCCACCACCUGCCAG